CGCUGCAUCUCCAUCUUUCUUGCAUCCAAAGCUCUUAGACUCCUGUAACAAGUCGUCAUGGCGGAGUACUGGAAGUCAACGCCAAAAUACUGGUGCAAGUUUUGCUCUACGUACGUAAAAGACACCAAGUUCGAGCGCGCACAACACGAAGCCACUGGCCGCCACCAGGGAAACAUCCAGCGCAGUCUCAAGGGUCUACACCGCGAGCAAGAAAAUGAGCUGCGCCAGAAGUCCCGCGCGCAAGCUGAGGUCGCACGACUCAACGGCCUUGUACCCUCAUCUUCCACUCCCUCAGUAGCGACCGGCGUAGGCGGCACACCCACGUUCGAGAAGCGGCCCGAGAAGAAGGCGACUGUAGACGACAGGAAACGACAAUGGGAACAACUAGCAGCUAUGGGGGUUGCACUGCCCGAUGCUGCAAGAGGGGAUUUGGCGAUUGCAGGGGACUGGAAAACCGUCUCUCACCAGGUGGUGGGAGAAGUCAACGAGGAGGGAGAGUUCAAAUCACUAGCCCUGAAUAAGGGUGUAAGAAAGAGGAAAAUCGACGAGGAGGAAGAAGAGCGGGAAGCAGCGGGUGAAGUCAUUACGAAAAGGAAAGGAUGGGGUCAUACAUUCAAGGCUUUCCCAGGCAGCAAAGGUGGGGAUGAUGACAUAGAGACACUACUUGGGAAGAAACCAGCAGAUCAGGAGGUCAAGAAGGAAAAGGAAGAUGAUAGCGGUGUGAAAGCAGAGGCUAAAGAGGAAAGCGAAGACAAGGCUCUCCAGGAUAUACCCACGGUGGCGGAGGCGGAGGCACAGGCUUCUAAGGCCACGGUCAAACAGGAGGAAGAUGCACCAGCCGCACCCACCGUAGUUUUCAAGAAGAGGAAAAGGAUUACGAAGUGAUGCAAGCAGGAUAAAGCUCCUUUUGAAGCAAAACUCGACAGUACCACUUCACGACGCAAAUGCUUCGACGACCCACGGACUCAUUCGGCGUCAAAACACAGGCCACGGGAGCACACUAUUCCUUGACCUUGCGAUUCCGAAAGCUUUCGCCAAAUCAUACCGCUCAACUCUUUGAGAUUUGGCUGACUACUGUGGACUUUGUGUGAGCCACAUUACACAAUCUAGCUGUGAUAUCGCUUGAGGAGGAGUGAGCAUAGGGUAGAUGAUUAGGUCGAUCAGACUGUAAGAUAUACAGUGCAAACAGCCGGUAAUAGACAUCGCGCAGAGCCAUUUGCACAGUGGUCGAUAUCUGGGUCGCUCAGACAAAGAUUUGGGAGCGGGGCGAGUAUUGACUAUUUGACAACUUCAACCUGCAAGACUUCCAGUGUGAUCACUAAGUCAUCACUUAGACAGUAUAAAUUCAAUACUCUCCUAAUACCUUG
This is a messenger RNA of Cucurbitaria berberidis CBS 394.84, 1367 nucleotides long. RefSeq lists its product as uncharacterized. Gene Ontology annotation, molecular function: zinc ion binding; RNA binding. Gene Ontology annotation, cellular component: precatalytic spliceosome. Lineage: Eukaryota; Fungi; Ascomycota; Dothideomycetes; Pleosporales; Cucurbitariaceae. Bases 58 to 885 code for a protein of 275 amino acids. The transcript is spliced from 2 exons. Gene Ontology annotation, biological process: mRNA splicing, via spliceosome. The record is from RefSeq and is a predicted model, not a curated record.